Ziziphus jujuba (common jujube) is the source of this 1298-nucleotide messenger RNA. Its product is annotated as lipid phosphate phosphatase gamma. The coding region runs from base 311 to 973 and encodes 220 amino acids. Lineage: Eukaryota; Viridiplantae; Streptophyta; Magnoliopsida; Rosales; Rhamnaceae. Gene Ontology annotation, cellular component: intracellular membrane-bounded organelle; endoplasmic reticulum membrane. Gene Ontology annotation, biological process: lipid biosynthetic process; protein N-linked glycosylation. Gene Ontology annotation, molecular function: dolichyldiphosphatase activity. The transcript is spliced from 2 exons. The record is from RefSeq and is a predicted model, not a curated record.
UUUCUCUCCCAAAGAAAAGACUGAAAAAUGUAUCAGCAUUUUCUUGAGAAAUAAACACCACACUAGAAUCGUACAGCAACGACCCCAACGGCCUCGUUACUUGUCAUCUCAGACCAACUUUACACACUACGCCGAUCUUGGAUCCCUCUCGUUCUCGUAAAAUUUUCCCAAGUAUUUCAUAACCCAGAUCUGAUUAGACGCCAUGUUCCCACCGCUCCCUGAAAGUUGCAUUUCGCUACAAAACCCUAAUUAAACUCGGAAAUUUCUUUCUUCUUUCUCUGCUUCCGUUUUCACCACCAGUCGAUAGACCAUGGCACCGCUAAAAGCUGUGACUCUGACCCAUGUUCGGUACCAGAAGGGAGACCAAAUGGGUCAUUUUCUGGCUUGGGUCUCGUUAGUCCCUGUAUUCAUCAGCCUUGGCGGAUUCGUCUCGCACUUCAUUUUUCGCCGGGAGCUCCAGGGCAUGUUCUUUGCACUUGGCCUCAUAAUUUCGCAGUUCGUCAACGAGCUUAUUAAGAAAUCAGUCCAACAAGCUCGUCCUGAGACUUGCGCAUUGCUUGAAAUGUGCGAUUCGCAUGGAUGGCCUUCUAGCCACUCCCAGUACAUGUUCUUCUUUGCCGUAUACUACACCCUAUUGACGUGUAGAGGGAUUGGGUUCUGGCAGACUAGGAACGAUUUGGUUGUGAAUUUUCUUCACUGGUCUCUGGCUUUACUCACUAUGUAUUCCAGGGUUUAUUUGGGUUACCACACUGUUGCUCAGGUCUUUGCUGGCGCUACUCUGGGUACUCUUCUGGGCGCAGUUUGGUUUUGGGUGGUUAAUUAUAAGCUUUUUUGUUACUUCCCCGCAAUUGAAGAGAGCUCGUUUGGACGAAGGUUUUAUAUUAAGGAUACUUCUCACAUACCAAAUGUGUUGAAGUUCGAAUACGAAAAUGCCAGAGCUGCUAGGGAAAAGAUGGCCUCCAAGUGUAACUGAUUGAAGAAAACUCAUGCAAAAUUGCACAAAAAAAUUAUAUUGAUUCUAGUUUUGCCCGGUCACUUCAGAUGAAAACUCAGUGUGGAAAGCCACCUUAUAAAUCCAGUUUUAUGAUGGCACACAGAGUGAUAAUAGAAGUUCUACAAUGUUGAAAAGGAGAUAUAGAUCCUUUAAUACUUUAUGUAGAAACUUUAAUGUCUUAACCAGUGUGCCGAUUCUGCUAUUUUUUACGGUUAUACACACAUCAAGGUGAUUUUACACAAGUAUUUAGCUACUUUAAUACAACUUUGCCACUUUCUAAAUAUCCUAAUUUUGUGAUUCUCUA